Messenger RNA from Populus euphratica (Euphrates poplar), 357 nucleotides. RefSeq lists its product as uncharacterized. Bases 1 to 357 code for a protein of 118 amino acids. The transcript has a single exon. The record is from RefSeq and is a predicted model, not a curated record. Lineage: Eukaryota; Viridiplantae; Streptophyta; Magnoliopsida; Malpighiales; Salicaceae.
AUGUCCAAGCUGUCUAGAACAUCUUCUUCUUCCAAAACAACAACGUUGUUGUUGUUCUUGUUCCUGUUAAUGUCGGCCCUCUUGGUCUCCUUCUGUGCUCUGGUGUGCUACUUCUACGCUUGUACUGCUAACCCCAGCAGACUCAACUGGGCUGGUUUCUUUGGGUCAGCCUUCUUGGUUUCCGGGGUCUUAUUACUAUCAACAUUGCUUGUUGUUGCUGCCCGUGCCACGGUGUUGACAUGGAUCACGGUACUGGUGCUUCUAGCAUUUUCGGGAAAGCGACGCCGGGUGCUUGUUCAACAAGGGAGGAAAAUCACUGCUGAUGUUGUUGUGUACUUGAUUAGAGGGGCUGCUUAG